Molecule: messenger RNA, 1573 nt
Organism: Drosophila elegans
Lineage: Eukaryota; Metazoa; Arthropoda; Insecta; Diptera; Drosophilidae
Gene: bond
Product: elongation of very long chain fatty acids protein 7
Exons: 4
Coding region: 208-1176 (322 amino acids)
Biological process (GO): fatty acid elongation, polyunsaturated fatty acid; fatty acid elongation, saturated fatty acid; fatty acid elongation, monounsaturated fatty acid
Cellular component (GO): endoplasmic reticulum membrane
Molecular function (GO): fatty acid elongase activity
Source: RefSeq, a predicted model, not a curated record
UAGAACUCCAUAUUAGUGUCUUCUUGGCGUUUGCCGCAGUCGAGUCCGAGUCUCGAGUCCGUUUCUAAAACUGAAUCUUCAGGAGGCAACGGUCGUGCGACAGUGUGUGUGUGCCAGCAGUGCCAGUGCCAGAGAGAGUGUGCGUUAGCCAAGUUUUGCAGGGAGACCAGCGAAAAAAGCCAGCCGAAAAGCCCAACAGUUGCCAGAAUGACGACCUACAUGAAGAUUGUCGAGGAGCGCAUCUCCGGCCUUUCCAAAGGCGUGGAUGAAACGGUGGACAGCUGGUUCCUGAUGAGCUCCCCAGCCCCCGUAUUUGCCGUGGUGCUCGUCUACCUGGCCUUUGUGCUCAAAAUCGGACCCGAGUACAUGAAGAACCGCAAGCCCAUGGACCUCAAGCGCAUCAUGGUCCUCUAUAAUGCCUUCCAGGUCUUGUACUCCAUUUGGAUGUGCCGCACGUCCAUCCGAGAGAGCAACGUGAUGUCGUCGAUCUUCUCGAAGAAGUGCGAGAUCAACCGCACCAGGGAGCAGAACCUGGCCCUCUACUCCGGCGCCUGGUUCUACUUCUUCUCGAAGAUUAUCGAUCUGCUGGACACGACGUUCUUCGUGCUGCGCAAGAAGGACAACCAGGUGUCGUUCCUGCACGUGUAUCACCACACCAUCACGGUGCUCUUCUCCUGGGGCUACCUCAAGUACGCUCCCGGGGAGCAGGGCGUGAUCAUCGGGAUCCUCAACUCGGGAGUGCACAUCAUCAUGUACUUCUACUACAUGGUGGCCGCCAUGGGACCCCAGUACCAGAAGUACCUCUGGUGGAAGAAGUACAUGACCAGCAUCCAGCUGAUCCAGUUCGUCCUGAUCCUGGGCUACAUGCUGACCGUGGGCGCCAAGGGAUGCAACAUGCCCAAGACGCUGACCUUCUUCUUCGUGGGCAACACGGUGAUCUUCCUGUACCUGUUCGGCAACUUCUACCGCAAGACUUACAAGAAGACCAAGAGCUUGGAUGGCAGCGGACGCACCGGCUCCAGUUUGGCCAAAUCCGCUCUGAGGGCCGCCGGUGGACUGGGCUGCAUGCCGCAGACCAUGAACGCUGGCAAGCACCUCAGCCUGCAGAAUGGCCAGCCCGGAAAGGCCUACCUCGAUAUGAACAACAACAGCGUGAAGCCGGUGAAACUGGAGUGAAAACGAUCCUUAGUAUCCCCUGGGUUUCAGUUAGCAAUUACGUUUUUUAGAGCGGGGCUUAGUUUGUAACUCUUACCGUUUACCAUUUACCAUUUACCAUCUACCAAUUACCAACUACCAACUACCAAUUACCAAUUAACUUUAGUCUGCGGAGAAUACCUUGUAUAAUGUUUAUAUGCCGCGACAGGCGACGAUUCAAACCCAAAAAGUAGAUAGGACCCUAAGAGCUGUGUGAUUGUGGCCAUUGUCUGACUGAGUACGUGUUAAUGUUUUUCUAGCCGAGUGUGUGUGCGUGUGCGCCAAGAAGUGUGAUAGAGCUUAUUAAUGAAAUGCAGCCGUAAAUCGUUUCGCGAAACAAGAAUUCAAUAAAAACUUUGAUUUUGUAUAUUAAAUAAAA